AUGUCCAUAUUUGAAAAUCCAGCCACCAGGGACCAUGCGUCCAGCAUUUACAGCCGCUUCUCUCAUACACCGAAGCUCGGGCAAUCUGCCUCAGAGACGCCAGUCCCUCUCCCCCUUUCUCAUGAUCUGCCCGAGAUCACUUCUCUCGACCACCAGAUUGCACUGGUUCGCGGCUCAACCAUUGCCUUGGAAGCUGCUCGAACACGGCUACGAUGCGCCAAAACCGACCGUCGACUUUCCUUGCCUGAGCUCCGCGAGGAGAAGCUGCGGCAGUGGGAGCGCCAGGAUCACGAGAACCGAUUCUACGAGGAGUGUCUGGCGAUAUUCCACGAGCUCUCCGCGUCGACUAUCAGCGUGUCCCAGACCUUGGCGCUGCAGCAUUGUUUCGAGCCCGAAAAGCGGCGCACAGUCCCCGGGAAGCACUGGAGCACGCGGGAGGCGCAGGCGGAGAACCAAUGGAAAGGACAAUACAAUGUUCCGCGUUUGGGGAGUCCGUCUUCGCGAUGA
Messenger RNA from Aspergillus tanneri, 507 nucleotides. RefSeq lists its product as uncharacterized. The transcript is spliced from 2 exons. Bases 1 to 507 code for a protein of 168 amino acids. Lineage: Eukaryota; Fungi; Ascomycota; Eurotiomycetes; Eurotiales; Aspergillaceae. The record is from RefSeq and is a predicted model, not a curated record.